AUGAAUUAUAUAGGGAAGAAUGAUUCAGAGUACUUUAUUAUUGGUAACGACACUGGUAUAUUGCGUCUUGUCGCUCCUCUUGAUCGAGAUCCUGCCACAGGAGGCGUUGAAGGCUACAAAGUUGUUGUCACGGCGACGGAUGGCGAGACGCAGAUCGAUGCAUCGCUGCUAAUUAAAAUCAACAACAUCAACGACAACGUUCCGAAAUUCAGCAAAACUUAUUACGUCAUCAACAAUCCUUCUCAGGAUGUGGGUGGCGGGCCACUGUUAUCGUUUGACGUCACCGAUGACGACAUCACGUCAAACAUUACCGUCACCAUCAUCUCCAACGUUACCGGUUUCUUGUUACACAGAGCGGAGUCAGGCAUAUGGAGGCUGGAAUUAAAGCAAGUCGGGCAAAGCUCAGACUUUUCCUUUCCUAACAGAAUACGUCUGCUAGCCAGUGACGGGGGUAUUCCGGAAAUGACGUCACGAGCAGACGUGAUAUUUAUUUUUAGUCAGUGUGAGAAGAAAGAAGCGACCACGCAGACGACAGAAAGGACGUCAGCGCCCAUGACAACUGUGGUUACCAAGGCAACUAGUACUCGAACACAUAUAGCCUCGACCAGUGAACCCACAACAGAAGAAGAAACAACAGUUACUGCUCUUCCCACAGCUAUACUUGUGGAACAGAAAACACUGAGUCCGUCGAAGGAGUGUGGCGUCAUGCUGUGGCAGGCUAUCUGCAUUGUAGAGGGCGCUGCCAUCGUUGUGGCCAUCUUGAUCUUCCUUCUCAAGAAAUGUGGAUGUAUAAAGAAAUCGUCGGUCGACGUCUCACCACAUCGCGCUGCCCCUCUGGGAUGUGAAACAGGUAUGAACUACAAACGCGAAGCAGCGCGAAAAGAAAGAUCCAGCAGAAGUCGCUCUCAAUCGGCCACAUCUCGUCUGUCAACCAAAGGAUCGGACGUCACUGCCGAUCAUAACCGAACCGUAUCGAGAGGUACUGAUAAAGAACGGGAACUGGGAGAUGUGGCGGAAACACGACACCAACCUGAAUUGGGGAAAGAUGCUAAUGCUGGUUCCAAGGAACAAGGUUUCGACCAGCUGGUUAUCAGUCACCCAGACGAAAUCAAAGAACAGAGUGGGAGAAACGAACAGGGUGGGAGAAAAACAUCAAAGCAACAGAAUGUUUCAUCAGAGAAUUCUGCUAUCCCUGCUGAAGCUGACGCAGUGGAGGAACUAAACAAGGACCUGAUGAAUAUCAUUGAAGAAGGGCGAGGAGUGCCACCGAUGGACACGAAAGCCAGUUAUAUUCCAAAGCACGAGAACGCAGAAACAGAAGACCCCGAAAAAAAUGAAUUGGCAUAUUGCAAAGAUAAUGCUAAGAGAAAUAACAGAAGCCAUUCUGUGCUGAAUGUCGUCCAAGAGGCUCGGGCGCAGCAACUGUCUGGUCACAGAAAUCCAGCUGAGAGUAAAACAACUGGUGCUGAAGUGGAUGGCGGAAAACAGGAACCACCAAAACCAAGACAAGCAGAAAAGACAGACCACAAGGACGGCGGUUCUAAAGAUGUCGACAAACCCAAGAUUAAAAAGGCGAGAACCGGCAAAUUUAAAGAAACAAAGGAACCAGGAGGAGCAGCACCAGCUGGUCGUGAACAAGACUCGAGGACGAACUCUGGGCAAACUGGACAAGAUGGUCGUAAACUGGAAGAGGAGCGAAAGCACGACCAGAAAGGAAAGGACACAACUGCAGAACAAAAUGACAGGACAAAAUCUACAAAUCCGCCGAUUCAGAAAUCUGCCCAGGACGAUAUAGAAAAGCAGAGUUCCAAGAAGGGAACUGAAGAUGUCGCGCCGAAGACUUCAUUGGCGUCGCCAAUGGGCUUCUUUGAUUUGGUCAUGAUCGCAAAGAAGGCAAAGGAAGAGGAGCUGGCAGCUGUGAGGGAUACUAAAUCCAAGGAUGUUGUAAAUGAACUCGACGUCCCUGGGCUGGAUGUGAAGAGGAAGCAGCAUUCAAACCCCAGUACACCACGGAAGAAAAAGGACAAAAUCCAUGAUUGCUAAAACAAGGCAUGUGACAGAAGAGAGUGCACUAAUCUGAACUAUAUAAAUCUAAUUUUAUUAUUCAUAAUGAAAACAACGUAUUUUACUUUCAUCAUUAUUUUAUUUCCUUGCUUAUAUUCAACAAAAGUUCAAGUACGCUAUAUUGGACUUGCCUGAUAGUAUUAUGAACCAAACUGCAUUAUUAAUUUCGAAAACAUUGCUAAGGAUGUGUUGUAAUGUCAUUUAUUUUCGUGCUUUUAUUCAGCCAAGAUCCAGAUACGUUAUCCUGGAAUCUCAGAAUAUUAAAAACAUUUGUUUUAUUAUUAUUAUUAUUAAGGAAAAUAUCACACAUGAUUGUAUGUUUUUGUUUAUGUCUAUUUUAUGCUUAUAUUCAAGCCAGGUUCAAAAACACCGACCUGCCCCAGUGCUUAU
Molecule: messenger RNA, 2454 nt
Organism: Gigantopelta aegis
Lineage: Eukaryota; Metazoa; Mollusca; Gastropoda; Neomphalida; Peltospiridae
Product: protein IWS1 homolog A-like
Exons: 5
Coding region: 1-2043 (680 amino acids)
Biological process (GO): homophilic cell-cell adhesion
Cellular component (GO): catenin complex; membrane
Molecular function (GO): calcium ion binding; cadherin binding
Source: RefSeq, a predicted model, not a curated record